CGUGAAUACAAUUGCAAUACCCUUUGUUUCAAUAUCUUGGACACUAUGUCGUUUACCGCUGAUACUUCGUUUCCACAGUGCAAAACUCUUGUUUCCAUACCAUCUGAUUCUAUUUUGUCUGAGCCAUCUUCAACUCUUGAGCCUGCUCAGCAAUCAUCGUCAACUGACCUGUCCUGUAGAAUUACCAAUGGCAAUCCUUCUACUCCGCCCUCUGCUGUUAAUGCUGUGAUAGCUGCACUUGCCAUUGCCAUUAUUUCUUACAGACUGACCCGCCAGAAACACCACAUUCAUUCACUAGCUAGUAUAAUGAAGCAGCUUUUCCCUAUAAACUCCAUCACAUUAUUAGCCAGACGUCGUCGUUCAUUGAUAGUUGUUGGCAUUGUAAUUUGUAUAUCGGCUGUCUGGAUUCGCUCUCGAUUGCGUUCGUCUUCCAUACAUCAUUUUCAUCAACCUCCAGAAUCACAUGCCAAAACUUUCAACUGGAAAUCGUGGUGUUUUUCCCUGCUACAAAAACGAAUUAUAGACUACAUUCCUCGUUCCAAGCGCUUUUUAUCUACUAAUACCAACACUGAAUCGACACAACCAUGCGCUACCAUAUCUACCGUAAACACUAGUGAAACUACUCGCCAUCACUCUACUUUUAAUCGCAUAUCGCGCCUAUCUUCUAAAAAGCUGCUUACCAUCUCCACUCGAAAUUUGCUUUUUUGGAAUCCAUCCCCCGAUGCAUGUGCUCCCAACUUUGCAUUCAAGGAAUCCAUGCUUCCAGUGAUGAUUGAACUUCUCAAAACCCGAAAAUAUGAGAUUACUUUGAUCACAUUGGUUAAAUCUGAUGCAGAAGAAGAGCAGGUGCGUCAAUUGCUGCUAGAUGAACGGCAUGAACUUGUUAAAUCGGGACUUGAUUCUCGACGAGUUCUGUUUUGCUCUUCCCUGCAAGGUGUCGUACACAUGGUAAAGCAUAUUGGUCCUGAUGUACAUGUGGACAGCAGAAGCUUAUGCUUACGAGAUCUAUCCGCAUGGGUGCCUCGUCUCGUUCACGUGCGUCCUGCCUGUCAUGGUCAAGAAGUUGGAGGCCAUCUCAGUGCAGAUGGCAUCGAUACCAAUAGCAGCAACUCUAUGUCUGAUAGUCAAACUGUUAGUCGGUAUGACUCUUCUGGUGCUCAAGUCCAGUUGGCAUGUCCAUCCAUUGUAUAUCAAUCACAGUACGGCACUGCCCUGGAUAAAUCCCAGCAGUCUGCAGUAGAUACCAGUACAUUAAAACGUUCAUCUUCUUAUACAAUGCGAUAUAGCCAUGCCAAUCCAACAUCAAGCAAUACUCAUCCGGAUCAAUUCUUGUCCAUCUCUUUGGCAGACAGACACAAUGAUGGUGUAAAGGAACAACGCGCUUUCUCACCGCCACUACUAGAUGGUUCUAAACUAAUGAAAUCCCACAACAGAUUUAUAUCGACCGGGACAGUAGAUACAGCAUCUAUCGUGUCGGAAGAAGAGAGUGAAGAUCUAGGGGCUUUUAAAAACGUGAGCGUGAUUGAGUCAUUUGCAGCAUUUAAAUAAACCAAUAUCCUUGC
Molecule: messenger RNA, 1562 nt
Organism: Batrachochytrium dendrobatidis JAM81
Lineage: Eukaryota; Fungi; Chytridiomycota; Chytridiomycetes; Rhizophydiales
Exons: 2
Coding region: 46-1548 (500 amino acids)
Biological process (GO): peroxisome organization
Source: RefSeq, a predicted model, not a curated record